Molecule: messenger RNA, 537 nt
Organism: Humulus lupulus (European hop)
Lineage: Eukaryota; Viridiplantae; Streptophyta; Magnoliopsida; Rosales; Cannabaceae
Product: auxin-responsive protein SAUR71-like
Exons: 1
Coding region: 1-537 (178 amino acids)
Biological process (GO): response to auxin
Source: RefSeq, a predicted model, not a curated record
AUGAAAAUUGCUUCACAUAGCACCAAAAAGUUUGUCUCCAAUUUGCAGCCUUUAACCAUGAUCAAGCAGGGCAAGAAGCAUAUUAUUGCUCAGCCAAAGAACAUUUACAACAAAAUGCCAUGGAGGGCACCCAUUAAUUACCAUAAAAGUAACACUAGUACUACAACUGUUGCUUCUUCUUCAUCUUUCGAUGAAGAGGAGAUGCUAAGGCCUUCAGAGUCAGUCGAUGACGAGAACUCGACUGAGUCGUUGCUCGCUGGAAAGCUGUCCGACGGUGGGCUUCCAGGCUCAGAGAACCCAGAAGUUCCAAAAGGGUACGUGGCAGUCUAUGUGGGGUGCGAGCUGAGGAGGUUUUUGAUUCCCACAAGCUGCUUGUCAAUGCCAGAAUUUAGGAUUUUAAUGGAUAGAACUGCUGAGGAGUAUGGCUUCGAGCAAGAUGGUGCAAUAGAGAUCCCUUGUGAUGAAAAAGAUUUCCAAAAAAUUUUGUGUAGAUGUUUGUCUUCGAAGGAUAAGAAAAAGAACGGCAAAAAGCCAUGA